Messenger RNA from Darwinula stevensoni, 3132 nucleotides. Lineage: Eukaryota; Metazoa; Arthropoda; Ostracoda; Podocopida; Darwinulidae. The record is from the annotation of a GenBank genome assembly.
ACAUGAAAUACAAUAUGGCAGCUUCCAGGAUUCCCAGCAGCCAGUGAACACGAGGACCUUGUCAGUUUCUGAGUAGGCGAAUGACAGAUCGGUUACAGCCCUGCUUGCAUCAUAUCGGCCUACCGUAUGGACUGAGGCAUCGGCGGUGAAUUGAGGCUAGGCUGGGUGUUUCAAAAGAUGGCCCCACUCAACAUUCAGAAGAUCGUGAGCCUGAGCAGCGAAGAUCCUAAUUUUCCUGCCGAAAAUCUGCUGAAGUCAGAUUCCUUCAAAAAAUGGAGAUGCAAGGAACCAGGGGAGAAGCAGGCAUCAGUGAUCUUGCAGCUUGAUAAGUCCUCACAGAUUCACGCCAUUGACAUUGGAAAUGAAAACUCAGCCUUCAUUGAGGUUCAAGUGGGGCAUUCUGAUUCCUCUGCUGAUGGAUAUCAGGUCAUCCUGGUGACAUCUUCUUUUAUGACUCCUGCUGAAUCUCGCAAUGGCACUAACCCAAACCGAGUACGGAUGUUUGGGCGAGAGAAGUUGUCUGAGUCUGUGGCUUGCCAAAAGUGGGAUAGGGUGAAGAUUGUGUGCAGUCAGCCAUUCAACAAGCAUUGCCAGUAUGGCUUAUCCUUUGUCAAAAUCCAUGGACCUCCAGAAGAAGAAAGCACUUCAAGAGGACAAGAGGGGAAAAUGGGAGAAGUAAAGAAGAUUGGUGCCUUCAAGCUAAACCCUGUGGAAAAGGAUGCCAUCAGCAUUGGCAGCCUCUUUUCUCGGAUGAAGGCAAAGAAAGAACAACCUUCAACGAGCACUGCAGCUGCAAUUCGAGAUGCUUCAAGUCUGGCAGAAGUGGCAUUGGCAAGGCGUGAUAAGGAAGAUACAAUACCCAAACUCAAUAAAAACUCUGAAACUACUAAAAAUGGAGAAGACAAGCAGCUAAGUCAUCAUUCAUCUGCCAAGGAGAAAAGAGGAAGAGAAUCAUCUCCUGGGCAGAGGAAUGGAUCAUCUCUUGCCUCAAUCCAGAGGGGAGAAUCAAAUGCCACUUCCAAGAAGGCAAAGAAACAUUCAUUAGAAGCAGAUGAGACCAAGCCAUCCAGUUCAAAGAAAUCUAAGCCAGAUCAAAGAAAGAAGGUAACAAGGCCAUUCAACAAGCUCAUGGAGGAUGUUGUGUUUGUGAUCAGUGGUAUUCAGAACCCACUUCGAGCUGAGAUUAGGCAGAAAGCCACUGAAAUGGGAGCAAAGUACAAACCUGAUUGGGGAAGAGGCUGCACACAUCUUGUGUGUGCCUUUCUCAACACACCCAAGUAUAAUCAAGUGAAAGGGAAAGGAAAAAUAAUGAAGAAGGAGUGGAUUGAAGAUGUGUAUAACAAGCGAUGUCGCUUUCCCUGGAAGAGGUAUGCUCUUAUUGGUCCAGAUGAGGAUCUCAGUGAUGAAAGUGAACCAGAAGUUUAUGCAGCUGAAUCUGAUGAGGAAGAAAUGGAUUCUGAUCCAUACAGGCCCUCUGUCAGUGAAAGCAGUAAGGAGGAAGGACAAAGAAAGAAACAUAUAGAGACCAAUGUAGAUCCCUAUGAUCAGGAAACAGAUGAUGAAGCUGUCAACACUGAUGAUGAACUUGAAAGAGUUCAGAAAGAGCAAGACAAGAAGUUGGAGAAGAAGAAGGCUAUGAAAGAUGAAGAAGAUCCUUAUGGGGCAGAUACUGAUACAGAAGAGGAGAAGAAGGAGGCUGUGAAAGAUGAAGACCCUUAUGGGGCGGAUACUGACACAGAAGAGAUGGAGCAGAAAGAGGAUGUGUCUAAUUUAGAUUGGCCACCUUUGCCGAACUUUUUCAAGGGGAAAGUAUUCAGCUUGCUUGGGAAAAUAGAUGGUGAUCUGGAGAAACGGGUGAAGCGAUACAUCAUUGCAUAUGGAGGAAAACUGGAACCUCAAUUCACCAAAAAUGCCCUGAAGGUGAAAAAGGACAUUGAUUUUGUGAAGCCAGAGUGGAUUCUGCAGUGUCACUCGAAGCAGCGCGUUGUAGAUCACCAGCCUUACGUGAUUGAGCAAGAAGAGGAUGAAACCAUGGUGGUGUUUCGCCCAGACCCGUGUGGGAUAAUCUGUCUCUUUGUCACAUAUGCUGCUGUUUUCUAUGCAGACUAUGUCAUCAUGCGCUGGGUGGUCCUCGACACCAUGGCCAACAGCUUGUGGGGGACCUUCAAUGCCCUGCUGUUCAAUACCUUGGCAUUCCUGGCCAUCAUGUCUCAUGUGAGAGCAGUUUUCUCUGAUCCUGGAGUUGUUCCACUCCCGAAGAGCAAGGUUGAUUUCUCAGAUCUGCAUUCAGGAGGGGAUCAGCAAAAACAAAUGAGAGAGGAUUGGACAGUUUGUGUGAGAUGUGAGACAUACAGACCUCCGCGGGCUCAUCACUGUCGCAUCUGCCGGCGAUGCGUUCGACGCAUGGACCACCACUGUCCUUGGAUCAACAACUGUGUGGGGGAGUGGAAUCAGAAGUAUUUCAUCCAGUUUUUGAUCUGGAUUGGCCUCUUGGCACUGCAUGCACUGAUCCUCAUUAUUUUAUCGCUUGCCUAUCCGUGUGAAGCGUGUGAGAAGGAACCUAUGGUUGUGAAGCAAAGUCGAGUGAUUCAUUCUGUGAUCUUGGUUCUGGAGAGUCUGCUGUUUGGGAUGUUCGUCAUUGCCAUCAUGGUGGAUCAGUUUUCGGCCAUCAUGAGUGACGAGACCGCUGUGGAGCAAGUGCAGAAGGCAGGUCCAUAUCGUCCCCGCAAGCCAGCUAUGGCUCUCCUUAGCGAAGUGGCUGCUGAGGAAGAGCCAGACAAGCUAUACAAAAUGGUUGAAGUAGAGGUCCAAGGCCAUGACCCAGCUGUGCUGCGCAGCUAUGAAACUUACUCCCUGAUGGCUGCCAAACACCUCAAUAUUCCUGUCAAGCAAACGUUUGAGAAGCAUUACCAUCAUUACCAGCGAAAUGUUUUGAAGUCGAUACAUAUCUUCAAGAAACAUCAGGUACACUAUGAGGUGCGGACCUAUUACCGGGUGUUGCAGUUUCAGCAUCUGACAGGAUCUACAGCUGACACUUUCUUGGAGUACAUUCAGAGGAACCUUCCCGAGGGAGUCAUGAUGAAGCAUGCAGUGGAGAAGCUGCCUGAGCACAUCUCUCAAGCUCCCAGUUGA